AUGAAUUUAAUUUGUGGAUUCAAAUCUUUGUAGCUGUAGUAGCACUUUUUCCAUCUCAUUUCUGAAGUUUUAGAUUGUAGGUGCUUCAAAAAGCUCUAAAUAAUCGUUCAAUAGAUAUGGUGCCGUGUAAUUAAAAAUUUUUUUGAAUUCGGACGUUGUAUGAGCUGGGACAUUGAAAUAGGCAUUGUUGCGUAAGGAAACUUGGCGGAGUGAACAUCUCUUCUCCAAAGAAAUAAACAGAUAGCUGGAUCUCGUAAAAGAAAGAGUAUUGAAGAUCGCCAGUGAUGACGGACGAUACGAGUCAACAACAGCAACAAGACGCUUCUGCGGGCCAACAAAAUGGCUUCUCAUCGGACCAGAUGGAUGACGAGGAACGGGCCAAGAUGCGACCUGUGGACAUCGACGCUGACGUCAGAGAAAUGGAAAGGCGGAAGAGAGUUGAGCUGAUCAUGAACAGCAAACUGUUUAGAGAGGAACUGGAGCGAAUAAUCGAAACCCAGUUACGUGAAGGCAACGGCCCCUCGGGGUUGCUGCAACAGAUCUCGGACAUGGUGGGGGUCAGUAGGGGUGGCUCCGGCAACGCGGCGUUUAAGAGUUCAGGCUGUGUGAUACCCAUCAACGACAUCAGAGGCAUUGAGGCGAUGGGAUAUGCUAAGGGAGAAAAGAUACUCAGGUUGGUGACAUAUUUGUGUAUUACGAUAAAUUACUUACAAAAUUGCAUCACUACGGAUUUAAAGGAUCUGUAUUCAAAAUUCUACAAAUUUAUUUAA
Acanthoscelides obtectus is the source of this 770-nucleotide messenger RNA. The record is from the annotation of a GenBank genome assembly. NCBI's taxonomy places the organism in Eukaryota, Metazoa, Arthropoda, Insecta, Coleoptera, Chrysomelidae.